AUGAUUUCUUUUUUUAACGAAGAUACAAAAGAAGAAGAAAAAUUAUUACAAGAAAUAUUAGAAAACAAAAAUGAUAAGAUACCAAAUAUCUUAAAAGAAAUCGUGACCUCUCAUUUAUCAAAAGGUAAUACACAGAAAAAAGAGGUAUCGUUAAGUAUAAAAAAUGAAGAGGGAUACUAUGAUAAAAGACCAUAUGAAUAUAAUGAAUGUGAUAGAGAUAACAUAAAGGAGAAUAUAAAGUACCCAAGUAAUAAUAUAUAUGAUAGUAAGAAUUGUAAUACAGCUUUAAAUUAUAGUAAUGAAGAGUUAUUAAAUCUUAAAGUUGAUACAAAUAUAUUUUCUUUUCAUAUAAAAAAAAAUGGGAAAAUAAAUUCAGAUAUAUUCUUUAUACCUUAUAAUAGUAUAGAUGAUGAAGAUGUGAUAACAGAAUAUACAUAUAGUUAUAAUUAUUAUGAUAUAUAUCCAGUAAAUAUUGAACAAGUUAAUAAAUCAUUUCAUUCAAAUAAAAAAAGGAAAAUAAUAAAAAAUAAAAAUAUUAAUACAAAUAAUCAAUUAUUAAUAAAGAAGGAAUUAGAUGAAGAUAAUAAUGAUAUAAAUAACGAAAAAAAUGAAAAUUAUAAUGAUAUAAAAAACAAAAGAUCUAACUUCCAAAAAUUAUUAGUUCAUUUUAGAGGGCGAUUAUUUAUUGGAUGUCAUAUAAAUUAUUCAUAUUUUAAAAUAAAAACAUUCUUAGCCAUGAUAAAAAAUAAUGAAGAUAUAGAUGAUACAGAAAAUUUACCACUUUUUAAUUAUGUUAAUAAAAAUAUACAAACAUAUAAUUUAAUUGAAAAUGCUACAUAUUGGAAACAGGAUGAAUAUCCUGAUUAUACUGAUCAAAAUAUACAAAAACUUUUCUUCUUUCAUAUAUUAAUUCCUUUAAAUAAUUACAAUGAAGAAGAGAGUGAAUUAAAUUAUGAUGUUGUUUUUUGA
Messenger RNA from Plasmodium falciparum 3D7, 969 nucleotides. Its product is annotated as ribonuclease H2 subunit C. Gene Ontology annotation, molecular function: RNA-DNA hybrid ribonuclease activity. Gene Ontology annotation, cellular component: ribonuclease H2 complex. The record is from RefSeq and is a predicted model, not a curated record. Gene Ontology annotation, biological process: RNA catabolic process. NCBI's taxonomy places the organism in Eukaryota, Apicomplexa, Aconoidasida, Haemosporida, Plasmodiidae.